Alligator mississippiensis (American alligator) is the source of this 7340-nucleotide messenger RNA. RefSeq names its product zinc finger protein 608 (gene ZNF608). The coding region runs from base 1849 to 6378 and encodes 1509 amino acids. NCBI's taxonomy places the organism in Eukaryota, Metazoa, Chordata, Crocodylia, Alligatoridae. The record is from RefSeq and is a predicted model, not a curated record. Gene Ontology annotation, biological process: regulation of transcription by RNA polymerase II. The transcript is spliced from 10 exons. Gene Ontology annotation, cellular component: nucleus.
UUCAAGCCUGUAGAGUAACUCCCCCCCCAAUCCGAUCCACGACAAAUUGCAGAUAACUCGAGGAAAGGUUUAUAAGGUGUUUCUCUGAAACAUAUGCUUUGCCAUUGCGUUCAGCACAUUUCACUCCUUCCCAACUUCAGAAAGAGCCGAGAGAAAUGUUUCACAUUCAUAACUUGUAGCCGUGCCAGCAGCAGAAAAAGGGGGAGGGGGGGGAAGAGAAAUAGACCUUAAGUUUUUUUUUUUUUUUUUAAAGACCAGAUCAGUAUUUUCUUGAUACGCUUGUCACCCAUUUUUGUUCUCACGACAACCAAUUGAGCCCUUGAUCCUCACGUGAUGUGAAAGGCUUGAACUGUAACAAAAUCGCUGCUUUUAGGUGGUUGGUUGUUGCUGGCUCGCCCAUCCCCCCUCCUCCCCUCCCCUCCCAUUUCUAGCAAACCAACCCUCUGCUUUCCAAUCCAUCAACAAUUCAUUACAGCUUUUAGCUUCCAAACGCCAGCUAAUUAAAAAUACUAAGCUAAGCUCCGAGACCAUCUGACUUCAAGGCAAAAAAAAAGGAGGGAGGGAGGGAAUAAAUAAAUAAUCAAAAAAAGAUGCAACGUUUGCUGAAACAAUAAGGAGCUAAAAAAAAAAAAAAAGCUGUCCUGAAAAAAGGGUCGUGUAUUUUAUCUCUUUGGACUCUAAUUAGUCACCACAUGACUGAUUAGCCUGAGCUCCAGGAUUUUUUUUUUCCUGAACAGCAGUUUGGGACACUCUUAUCCGCCCCCUCCCUCCCUUUUUUUUUUAACAUUUACUUAAAAGAAGAAAAAAAAAAAAGGAAGCAAAUCAUAUCCUUGGGAGAUUUACCUCAUUAGAAAGCACGCUCGCCUUCCUCCACUCCCACCAAAUGUUUUGAUAACCGGUUUUAUCAGAUCACUGAUUUCCACCCCCCCCCUCCUCUUCCUCACCCCGCUCCUAGCUUUGCUUUUUUUUUUUCCCUUUCCCCUCCUCCCUCUCUCCCCUUUUCUUUCUCCCUCAACUUAGUUCAAGAAAUCAGAUCUGUCAGGACGGGCGAAAAAACUGCCACUUCCCGACUAACAGGCGGAAUCCAGCCCAGAUUUUCAGUCCUUUCUUUCUUCUUUUUUUCCUUCCUCCCUUUCACUAAUUUAUCCCGAUGUUAGCACAUUCUGUCUUGCAACCACCGGACGCCUGUAGGUUUGUUCCCUGGGAUCAUUACUUACUGAUCAGGAUGGCUCUGAAGCCUGGAGCUGAAGGCGGCAUGUGAAGUUGGGGGGAAAAAAAAACCCAACCCAUUUGAACGAUUCCUCUUUGCUCUUUUACAUCGGUGCUUGCUCAGGAACACGAGCCUGGUGCUUGAUGCUUCUGUUCUGAAUGUGAAAUAUCUCUCUUCCAGCCUGUAAAGUUGUUGAGGAACAGCAAUUUUUGUGUGUGUUUUUUUUUUUUUUAAAGAAAGGAAAAAAAAAAGCAAAACCAAAAAACACAACAAACAAACAGCAACAACAAAAAAAGGACUCCGUGUGCCAAAGUAGGGGGAGAUGUGGUGUUGAACGAGAUGUUAUUUGGUUUCUGCUGCUUGAUCACUUACUCUUUAAGUAAAAUGAGGCACAGAAUGGUUGCUGAGUCGAGUGGGGACAGCAUUUUGAUUUGCUGGCUUAAUUAAAAAAUGAUAAAGGAUUAAAGGAAAAAGGUGGACCUGGACUGCAGGGUAUAAACCUGGGGUAGGAAGACCAGAAGAGGUAAAUAAUAAUCAAACAAAAAACACCAAAAAAAGCCCAACGGAGAUAAACGAAUGUCCCCUCAUCUCCAAAGGAAAGUUCAUCGGAUUUUUAUUAAAGAGAUCUCAUCUUCAGGAUGUCAGUGAACACUUCCACUGCAGGAAAAGGUGUGGAUCCAAAUGCGGUUGAUACUUAUGACAGUGGCGAUGAUUGGGAAAUCGGGGUUGGGAAUUUAAUCAUUGAUUUGGACGCGGAUCUGGAGAAGGACAGACAGAAAUUUGAGAUGAAUAAUUCCACCACCACCAGCAGCAGCAGCAGCAGCAGCAACGCCAGCUCCAAGGAUUGUGGGGGGCUGGCUUCCAGUGGGGCUAAUGCUCCCUCAGCCUUAGCCGAGGGCCUAAAAUUUGCUUCUGUUCAGCCCCCUGCUCCCCAGGGGAAUGCCUCUCACAAAGAGACUAGCAAAUCAAAAGUGAAAAGGAGUAAAACUUCUAAGGAUGCUAAUAAAUCUCUGCCUUCUGCUGCCUUGUAUGGGAUUCCUGAGAUCAGCAGUGCUGGCAAGAGGCAGGAAGUCCAAGGGCGCCCUGGAGAGGUAACUGGCAUGAAUUCAGCACUGGGUCAAAGUGUGAGCAGCAACCCAAACGGCAAUAAUAACACCACCAGCAACAACAACACUAUUGCCUCUUGCGGGAAGAACAAAGAGGAGAAACCAGGUAAAAACCAGGGCAGCAGAGGCUCCAAGCGGGAUAAGGAUGCGGGGAAAUCCAGGAAGGACAAGCAGCAUGACCUGCAGCAGGGCCACCCCAACGGCGUGGGGGGGGGCAGCAGCCAAGCUCCCCCCGGGCACCUCUAUGGCUUCGGGGCCAAGGGAGGCGGUGGUGGGAGCAGCAGCCCCUUCCACUGCGCCUCCUCCACGGUGGGGGAGGUGAGCAAAAGCUCCCCGGAUUCAGGGUUAAUGGGAAACUCUAUUUUGGUAAAGAAGGAAGAGGAGGAGGAGGACAGCCACAGGCGAAUCAAGAAAUUGAAAACAGAAAAGGUUGAUCCCCUGUUUACAGUGCCUGCACCUCCACCUCCGAUUUCCAGCAGUAUCACACCUCAGAUUCUGCCUUCCUACUUUUCCCCAUCUUCAUCCAAUAUUGCAGCGCCAGUCGAGCAGCUUUUGGUACGGACUCGUUCAGUGGGUGUAAACACUUGUGAAGUUGGAGUAGUAACAGAACCUGAAUGCCUUGGACCCUGUGAGCCUGGCACCAGUGUGAACUUGGAGGGAAUUGUGUGGCAUGAAACCGAAGAAGGUGUCCUAGUGGUAAAUGUUACAUGGCGGAACAAGACUUAUGUCGGGACACUGCUGGAUUGCACAAAACAUGACUGGGCCCCCCCCAGGUUUUGUGAAUCACCGACGAGUGACCUAGAAAUGCGAGGCGGCCGGGGCAGAGGAAAGCGAGCAAGGUCUGCUGCAGCUGCAGUUGCACCUGGAAAUGACGCUAGCUUUACAGAAGCAAGAGGACUGCAGAAUAAGAACAGAGGUGGUGCCAAUGGGAAGGGAAGGCGGGGUAGCCUUAACUCAAGUGGACGUAGGACACCCCCAAAUUGUGCAGUGGAGGAUGUCAAAGCCAGCCCCUCAUCCACAAAUAAAAGGAAAAACAAGCCUCCAAUGGAGCUAGAUUUGAACUCCAGUUCAGAGGACAAUAAAUCUGGCAAACGUGUUCGUACGAAUUCUAGAAGCACUCCAACCACCCCACAGGGGAAGCCUGAGAGUACUUUUUUGGACCAAGGGUGCUCUUCUCCAGUGUUGAUUGACUGCCCUCACCCCAACUGCAACAAAAAGUACAAGCACAUCAAUGGACUACGGUACCACCAGGCUCAUGCACAUUUAGAUCCAGAAAACAAACUGGAGUUUGAGCCUGACAGUGAAGACAAGAUUUCAGACUGUGAGGAAGCAUUAAGUAAUGUGGCACUUGAAUGCAGUGAGCCAAGCACAAGUUUAUCAAGUUUUGAUCCGCUAAAAGCACCAACAUCUCCUUGCUCCCUUAGUACCCCUGGGACACCCAAGGGGAAAAGGGAGUUGACGAAUAAUGGCCCAAGUUCAGUUAUCAAUUCUAAAACAGGCAAGAAUUCUGGGAAAAAGAAGGGUCUGAACAGUGAACUGAACAGCCUCCCUGUAAUUUCUAAUAUGGCAGCCACAUUGGACAAUUGCUCAGUAGCAGACGGUAGUUUGGCUACUGAAAUGCCCAAACUGGAAGCUGAAGGGUUAAUAGACAAGAAAAAUCUGGGGGAUAAAGACAAAGGCAAAAAAGCUACUAAUUGCAAAGUGGAUAAAAACCUUUCAAAACUUAAAACAGCCAGACCCAUUGCCCCUGCUCCAGCUCCUACUCCUCCCCAAUUAAUAGCUAUACCCACUACGGCCUUUACAACCACCACUACAGGGACAAUACCAGGAUUGCCCUCACUAACAACUACUGUUGUUCAGGCUACACCAAAGAGCCCUCCGUUAAAACCUAUUCAACCAAAGCCCACAAUUAUGGGAGAGCCAAGCACUGUAAACCCUGCUCUCACAUCACUCAAAGACAAAAAGAAAAAGGAGAAGAGAAAGCUAAAAGACAAAGAAAGCAAAGAGACUGGAAGUCCUAAAAUGGAUUCUAAGCUGGGAAAGCUAGAGGAUUCAAAAGGGUCUGGGAAAGAUUUAUCUGGACAUUUUUUAAAGGACCAUCUCAACAAGAAUGAAGUGUUAGCUAAUGGACUGUCAGAGUCUCAAGAGAGCAGGAUGGCAAGUAUUAAAGCUGAAGCUGAUAAGGUUUACACUUUCACAGACAAUGCACCCAGCCCUUCUAUAGGGAGUGCCUCCAGAAUGGAAUGCAGCACUUUGGUGAAUGGACAAUCUUCUAUGGCGCCACUGCAUGUGUUGACACAAAAUGGUGCAGAUAGUGCAACUGCUAAAACCAACAGCCCUGCUUACUCAGAUAUUUCUGAUGCUGCUGAUGACGGUGGUUCUGACAGCAGGUCAGAGGGCAUGAGGUCCAAGGCCAGCUCUCCUUCAGAUAUUAUUUCUAAUAAGGACAGUGUUGUAAAAGGGCAUUCUUCAACCACAGCACAAUCAUCACAAGCAAAAGAGUCCCAUUCUCCCUAUUACCAUGGCUACGAUCCUUAUUAUUCUCCAAGUUAUAUGCACUCUGGACAGGUCAGCGCCCCUGCAGCUGGGAACAGCAGUGCCCAACAGGGGCUAAAGAUCAAAAAGGAGACUGAGGAAGAGGCUGAAAAGAAAGAGAAGGCAGAACCACCAGAUUCCAAGAAAAAUGAACCCAAUUCUAAUUUACAGCCACAACACCAGUCAGUAAUAACUCAGAGACAUCCUGCACUUGCCCAGUCACUUUAUUAUGGACAGUAUGCCUAUGGGCUUUACAUGGACCAAAAGUCCUUAAUGGCCUCCAACCCUGCUUACAGGCAGCAGUAUGAAAAAUAUUAUGAGGACCAGAGGCUGACAGAACAGAAAAUAACACAAGCAGGGAGAGACUGUGAAAGAAAGACUGAACCCCCAUUAAAGGAGCUAGGAAAGGAUGAUAACAAGCAGAAAAAUAUCCCAUCUGCUACUAUCUCAAAGGCGCCUUCAACUCCAGAGUCAAGCAAAAAUAAUGGUAAAAUAGGGUCAUCAGUCCCUAACAAAACGGAAGAGACAAGCAAGUCACAGAUUCUUUCCAAUCACCAGCAGCAGCUUCAGUCGGAUAGCUUCAAAGCCAAACAAAUGGAAAACCACCAGCUUAUAAAGGAAGCUGUGGAAAUGAAGUCUGUUAUGGACUCUAUGAAACAGACUGGAGUAGAUCCUACCACACGAUUUAAACAGGACCCAGAUUCAAGAACAUGGCAUCAUUAUGUCUAUCAGCCCAAAUACCUUGAUCAGCAAAAAUCAGAAGAACUUGAUCGGGAGAAAAAGUUAAAAGAGGACAGUCCUAGAAAAACACCUAAUAAGGAAAGUUCUGUACCAAACCUUCCUGUCUCAUUAGCAAGCAUUAAAGAGGAGCCUAAAGAGGUCAAGCGUUCUGAUUCCCAAUCAGUGGAAGACAGCAAGAUAAAAAAUGAUGAUCGAAAGACUCCUGUAAAUUGGAAGGACUCUCGAGGUGCUAGAGUUGCAGUUUCCUCACCGAUGAGUCAACAUCAGUCAUAUAUCCAGUACUUGCACGCUUAUCCUUACCCACAGAUGUAUGAUCCCAACCAUCCUGCAUACCGUGCCGUCUCUCCCGUUCUAAUGCACAGCUAUCCUGGGGCCUAUCUCUCUCCAGGAUUUCAUUAUCCUGUUUAUGGGAAGAUGUCAGGGAGAGAAGAGGCGGAGAAAGUCAAUACCAGUCCUAGCAUCAAUGCGAAAUCAACCACUGAAUCUAAAGCACUGGAUUUGCUCCAGCAGCAUGCCAACCAGUACCGCAGCAAGUCCCCUGCUCCUGUGGAAAAAUCAGCAGCUGAGCGUGAGCGGGAAGCAGAAAGAGAGCGGGAUCGUCACUCCCCCUUUAGUCAGCGGCACCUUCAUACGCACCACCACACACACGUUGGAAUGGGUUACCCACUUAUCCCAGGUCAAUAUGACCCAUUUCAAGGGUUGACGUCUGCUGCCCUUGUUGCCACUCAGCAGGUGGCUGCUCAGGCAUCUGCAUCUGGUAUGUUUCCUGCACAAAGAAGAGAAUGAUGAGCUUGGAAAUGUACAUUGUCAUGUGACUGGAUCACAUGAGGAAGCGCUUUAUUACAAACAUCAGUUCCAUGGUGUUAAUUUGAAAUGCCUUAAUGGCAGGCAAAAACCAGUCAUUUCAUUUUUGUAAAUUGCAGAUUUUAUCAGAGUAACAAAUGUUGCUGUAAUUAGACUUCUGUUUUUUAUAUAUAUAUAUAUAUGCGUAUAUAUAUAUAAAUAUAUAUAUAUAUAUUCUUUACUUUUUUGUAUCAGUAACCAGGCUCGCACACAGGGUCUGCUGCUAAGUUGCAAACCACACAGUAAAUGAGAAAUGUAUUUGUCAUGUUUAGAAAGUGUUAACCACAAAAGGCUGUUUGUUUCUUUUCUCCUCUUUUUGCUUUUUAAUUGUAAAUAAAUAAUGUUAUGUAUCAGUGUGCCUGAACCUUGCAUACCCUUCUAAUAUUACCCACAAGCCUUCAGAGAGGCUAACUGUGAUGAUGACACUUUGGUACAAUUUAGAUGUCUAUUUGGUGGCUCCUAUUAAGAUUCAUCAGUGUAAAAUGUUACUGUACUCACUGUUUCAUUGUAAUUGUGUAUUGUGAGAGAUAUACAUUUGGAAGGCAUGGGGUUGCCAGUACCACAAAAACUGUGUUGUACAUAAUGUAUAGAUUUUAAAUGGGGAAAUAAUGAGCAUCUGUGAAUAAUUAAAUGUCUUUUUUGAUAAUCUUGAAUGGCAAAUAACCCAAUAGCCUGCAUACCAGAAGACAUCUGUGAUUGUUCUAUUACUUGAAUAGUCCUGCAGUCUUUUUUUUAAUGUUUACAAUUAUCCAGUUUUAGAAGAGAGACUUUAAUGCCAUUGCCUGGUUACUUGUUUUAUGCUGUAAUCUAGUUUAUUUUAUGUAAAAUGUAUAUUGAAUGCUUUCAUUUUUAUACCUGCCUUAAAUAAUUUGGCAAUCAGAAUAAAAAAAAAAGUUGUUUUUGUA